CUUCCCAGUAUUCCCUUUUAGGCUUUCACAGUAAAUAAAAAUCAAAGUAAAUUUUAAAUUAAAUAAAAAUCAUGUCCGAUAAACGCCAAUUGCUGAAGAAAUACAUGAGAUGUCUGGACGAGAUGAAGAACGAGCUGAAGCGGCGACAACUCAAGAAGACGCUCAAGACCCACAUGAAGACAUUGCAUGAAUUGGAAUGCGAAAUAAACCAACGAGAGGGCAAGCAGGCAACGCUGAGACAACGUGGACGUGUGUGUGAUUCAAGGAAUUUGCCACAUCCACAGAUGUUGGAGGAGUACACCACACAAUUCUGUCGAUUGUCUGAGGAGGCCAGGGAGCUGCUGGAGUCAGCGCUGGCCGCACGCAGGGAUGCCUAUGUGCCGUACAGCAAGUUCCCGGUGGGCGCUGCCUUUCGUUCCAAGUGCGGCUACGUCUAUGCCGGCUGUAACAUUGAGAAUGUGGCCUUUACGCCGGGCUGCUGUGCCGAACGCACGGCCCUGGCCAAGGGUGUGAGCGAGGGACAAAUGAUGUUCACGGGUGGCGCUGUGGUGGCCUAUCAUCCCAAGGGUUUCACCAUGCCAUGCGGCGUGUGUCGUCAGUUUAUGCGAGAGUUUGCCUGCAGGGAUUUUCCCAUCUACAUAGCCAAGGCACCCGCACCGGAGCUGGCUGACAGAAUACCCGCCAUUGAGGACGAGGAUGAGGUGCUGGUCACCUCUGUGUAUCGCCUGUUGCCACACAGCUUCAGCACAUUCGAAUAAAGCGAAAACUUUAAUCUUGAACAUGAA
Drosophila subobscura is the source of this 785-nucleotide messenger RNA. RefSeq names its product cytidine deaminase. The record is from RefSeq and is a predicted model, not a curated record. Bases 72 to 758 code for a protein of 228 amino acids. The transcript is spliced from 2 exons. Lineage: Eukaryota; Metazoa; Arthropoda; Insecta; Diptera; Drosophilidae. Gene Ontology annotation, molecular function: zinc ion binding; cytidine deaminase activity. Gene Ontology annotation, cellular component: cytosol.